Messenger RNA from Cuscuta epithymum, 772 nucleotides. Lineage: Eukaryota; Viridiplantae; Streptophyta; Magnoliopsida; Solanales; Convolvulaceae. The record is from the annotation of a GenBank genome assembly.
UGGUUUUCUCCAGAUUUUUAUGUCAUUCUCACAUAUUCAUUUACCUAUUGGGCGAGCAGGCAUGCAAGCUUCUGAUUGUACAUCUCAUGAUUCAAAAAUAUUAAAUGAUGCACUAACGAGAAGAAAUGGGUUAAAAGUUCCACGAGGGAAGUGUUUUCUAGUUGAUUGUCGAUUUGCAAAUCGACGUCAAUUUUUGGCUCCAUUUCGAGGUGUUCGAUAUCAUCUUAAAGAUUUUGGUGGGCAAGGUCGUCAUCCUGAAAAUGAAAGGGAGUUAUUCCAUUUACGUCAUGCUUCCUUGAGGAAUGUUGUUGAGAGAAUAUUUGGCAUUUUUAAAUCACAAUUUGCGAUUUUUAAGUCAGCCCCUCCGUUCCCAUUCAAAAUGCAAGCAAAGUUAGUAUUGGCAUGUGCAGGAGUGCAUAACUUUCUACGCAAAGAGUGUCGCUCAGAUGAAUUUACAUGUUGAUUUAGACGAUGAAGACUCUUCAGAUGAAUCUUUAUUAGAAGACGACGAAGAUGAAAUUGACGAUCUCCAAACACAGGAUGAAGAAAGGCAAUAUGCAAAUCAAUGGAGAAAUGAUAUUGCACAACAAAGGUGGACGGAUGUUAUCAAUGAAGAUUAGAUAGAUUGAAUCUAUUUCUUUUGUUACUUUAGUACGGUUUCUAAUUGUUUAAGGUUGUACUUUGAUUGCGGUUCCUAACUUUUUAAGGUUGUGCUUUUAUUUAGUACGGUUCCUUUUGUUACUUUAGUACGGUUCCUAAUUGUUUAAGGUUG